AAACCACAGAAGAAGAAGAAGGUGCAGCAGCGAGCAGCAGCUGUAAACAUCAGCAGGCUGUGGAAACUUUCUUCUCCUCCUCAACAACUUGGUGGAGUUCUUUCCAGAAGCAGAGAAGCUAUUCUGCGGUCUUCGUGACAAUCGGAGCUCCAGAAGCAGGUGAUGGAUUGAAGAGGUUCCCUCUAUCAGACUCGCUCAUCUGAGUUGGUCAUGAUGCAGGAUCGCUGCUCGCUCUCUCAUCCAUCCUGCUCACACUCUCCGACGGAAAAGGCCCGAAUCUGAAUGUGACUCUGGAGGAAAAAGCGGUUAGCUCUACUCCGUGAACUCUGCUGUUAGCUAAACACGGCUAAAGAAAACCUGCUACCACUUCAGGAUCAUCCAUCAGCUGGGAUUGCUUCAUCAGCAUGGACACAGAUGUUCAACCGAUGGUGCUGGUUAAAGAAGCUCCUGAAGAACAGAGUGCUAGUGAGGACCAGCAGGACCCAGAACACUUCCACAUAAAGGAGGAACAGGACGAACUUAGGACCAAUCAGGAGACGGAUGCUGCCAGGUUUCCAUUCACUGUAGAUACUAUAAAGAGUGAGGAUGAUGAAGAGAAACCUCUGUUCUCACAGCUUCACCAGCAGCAAAUGGAGGACAGAGAUGUUCCAACCAGCAGCUCAGCUGACCAGAAGACAGCAGAAACUAGAAAGUACUCAAAUCUUUUCCCUCAUGAACAGACAUCUGAUUCUUCAGAGACGGAAGUUAGUAGAGAUGAUGAAGAGGAUGAUGAUGUGAACAUAGACUCUGAGCUGUCUGACACUGGAGACAGAGUCAAUGACUGCAACAAGAGCAGGUCUUCUGAGUCAGAUGUUAAGUCUGUCAACAAAUCCUUUAGCUGCCCUGAGUGUGCUAAACUAUUUCUCCACAAGAGUUCUCUCCAGAAACACGUCGGAGUGACGGGACAUACAGCAAAAUGGUCUUCUGACUGUCGGGUUAUUAGAAAAUGUGUUGGAGUGAAGCAACAAGUGCACUCGUGCAGAAAAGUCCAGAAAGGACUAAAAUCAUAUUGUUGUGACGACUGUGGAAAAAGAUUUAGGGGAAUAUCAGGUUUAAACAGUCACAUGAGAGUCCACACCGGAGAUAAGCCUUUUGCCUGUGAACUCUGUGGACAAAGGUUUAGUCGAAAGACUAAUUUAAACAGUCACAUGAAAGUCCACACUGGAGAGAAGCCUUUUGCCUGUGAGCUAUGUGGACAAAGGUUUAGUCGUAAGGCAAGUUUAAACAGUCACAUGAUAGUCCACACCGGAGAUAAGCCUUUUGCCUGUGAUCUCUGUGAACAAAGAUUUAAUCGAAAGACUAAUUUAAACAGUCACAUGAGAGUCCACACCGAAGAGGAGCCUUUUACCUGUGAGCUCUGUGGACAAAGAUUUAGCCAAAAGGAACAUUUAAACAGUCAUAAGAGAGUCCAUACAGGACACAAGCCUUUUAUCUGUGAGCUCUGUGGACAACGAUUUAGCCAAACUUUCAAUUUGAACAGUCACAUGAGAGUACACACAGGGCAGAAACCUUUUGCCUGUGAACUCUGUGGACAAAGAUUUAGUCGUAAGGCAAGUGUAAAUUCUCACAUGAGAGUCCACACAGGACAGAAGCCUUUUAUCUGUGAGCUCUGUGGACAAAGAUUUAGUCAUAAGACAAGUUUAAACAGUCACAUGACAGUCCACACAGGACAGAAGCCUUUUGCUUGUGAACUCUGUGAACAGAGAUUUAGCCAUAAGACAAGUUUAAACAGUCAUAUGAGAGUCCAUACAGGACAGAAGCCUUUUGCUUGUGAACUCUGUGAACAAAGAUUUAGCCAAAAAACAAAUUUAAAUAGUCACAUGAGAGUCCACACAGGACAGAAGCCUUUUGCCUGUGAGCUCUGUGGAAAAAGAUUUGGUCAUCAGGCAAGCUUAAACAGUCACAUGAGUGUCCACACAGGACAGAAGCCUUUUGCCUGUGAACUUUGUGGACAAAAAUUUGGUUUUAAAACCAAUCUAAACCGUCAUGUUAGAGUCCACACAGGACAGAAGUCUUUUAUCUGUGAGCUCUGUGGACAGAAAUUUUGUGGUAAGACAAAUCUAAACCGUCACAUGAGAGUCCACACAGGAAAUAAUAAUUUUGACUGUUAGCUACGUAAAGAUUUAGCUGAAAAAUAAUUUGAAACCAUCCCAUUAAGGUAGUUUGCCAGAAACACUACUCAGAAUAAUUCGGGUGGAUGCAGCUCAGCCCGACCAGUGUUCCUAAGGGCACGGUUCAGUAUUUUCCCUCUACUUUCUACCUUAUUUUUAGUCCCUUCUCCGUUGAGGUACCUAGCAAGACUGAGUCAGGCCGACAUUGUGAUUCUGGCCACUGAUUGGCUAGGGGGUGAAGUCACUGGUUGCUCCGGAGUUUUUUGCCUUCUGUUUCACUGCCUGCAGCCAUUUUUUGGUUCAGAAUCGGACAAAUAGCCAUUAAACUGAGCAAAAUGUCCAGCAACACCAUCGUUUUUCUGCUGAGUUGUUUCUGUGGAGCAUGCAAGUUACCUUACACUAAUCAGGGGAACCAUGCUCUCAGGGGCAAUGAUCACACAUUCAGUCGUUUCAGAGUUUAACUGGAGGAAGUUCUCUUCUAGCCAGGUGGUGAUAGCUGAUAGACACUCUAGUAAUUCAGACAGUUUAUAGAAGUCAGAUUCCUUAAAGCAGCAGUACAGCUGAAUAUCAUCUGCAGAUAGGUGAUGAGAUACAUUACGAAAAGAAUCAAUUAUCUGUCCAAGAAGGUGUAUGUACAGUAGAAACAUCAGUGGACUCAGUGGUUUCCUUUAAAAAGCAGCUGAAAACUCACUUGUUCAAGCUGGCUUUUGCGUGACCUUUGUCACCCUCUCCUUUUUCUGCCUUUCCCCACGAUCCACUGAUUUCCCUCUUUCCUGUUCAUUUUGCCUUUGUUAUUUUUAGGCUUGACUACUGCAACUCUCUCUAUGCAGGGUUGUGUCAGUCAUCACUGCGUCGCCUACAGGUUGUGCAGAACAGCGCAGCCAGGUUCCUGACUGGGACCAGGAAACGGGACCACAUCAGUCCGGUUCUGGCCUCCCUGCACUGGCUUCCGGUUUGCUAUCGCUCACAAUUCAAAAUCCUCGUCUUUGUUUUUAAUUUCUUCCAGGGUGGUGGUCCCCCCUAUCUAGCCACACUCCUGAACAGACAUUCCCCAUCACGCUCUCUGCGCUCCUCUGACCAAGGCCUGCUCGCUGUCCCUCGUUCUAGGUGUCGUACUCGUGGGGACCGGGCUUUCUCAGUCCUAGCACCGUCACUCUGGAACCAGCUGCCACCCUCAGUUAGGCUGUCCCCAUCUCCGCCAGUCUUUAAGAGUUGCCUAAAAACCCACCUCCUCCGCUUGGCGUUUGCUGAACAUGUUUGAUUUUGGCCCUCUUUUAUGUUGAAUCCAUUGCACAGUUUUCAUUGGUUCAUUCUAUCCAUUGUUUUACACAUUUGUCCUGUACCAGAAUGUUUCACCUUUUUUGUAAUUUGUAUUUUGUCAUUUGAAUUGCUUUUAUUGUUGAUUUAUUCAAUAUAUUUACCUUGUACUGUACCAUGUUCAGCGCCUUGGGCUUCCUGACAGGGUUGCGGAAGGCGCUUUAUAAAUAAAGCUUUGAUUGAUUGA
This is a messenger RNA of Nothobranchius furzeri (turquoise killifish), 3654 nucleotides long. The record is from RefSeq and is a predicted model, not a curated record. Lineage: Eukaryota; Metazoa; Chordata; Actinopteri; Cyprinodontiformes; Nothobranchiidae.